AUGGUGCCACACAACCAAGGCAUUACAGUCAAGGUCCAGGAGAGAGGCUGCCCACAAGGCUCAUGUGCCGGCCCUCUCCUCUGGAACCUUACGUUCAACACAGUCCUCACCUAUGCAUGGCCGCCCUAUGCAAAGAUCACUGCCUACGCGGAUGACGCGGCUAUCAUCAUCCAAGGACGUACGCGAAAUGAGUUAGAAGAAAGAGAGCCACGCAGGAAGGAAGCAGCGACCACCAGGAUACUACAACUCAGACAAGAUGCCACCUUUAAUGGACACACCUUCAGCCCCACCUCCUACGAACACCUAAGGCAUCACAGCAGACAACAUCCAGGUGACAAAGGAAAAGGAGUCAUCAUCAGCAUCCCAAAAGCUCCCUCUUCAAAUAUCACAAGCGCUCAUCCUGUCUACUAUACGGACGGCUCUAAGCAGGACGCAGGAGUCGGCAGCGCCUUCCUUCUUACCCACCAUAAUGAAGUCAUCACAAGCUGGAAGGGCCAUCUCCAACCACAUAAUAGCAUCUUCCAAGCUGAGGCACUCGCCAUCCUGAAGGCCAUAGCACACGCUGCACGCUUCAACUACCGCUCACCCAUAAUCUGCACUGACAGCCAGUCAACACUACAUGCCAUAAAAAAUCACAGACAUACAUCACCAAUCAUCAAAGACAUUCAAAGUCUACUGCAGCAGCAUCGCUCCAACCCAGCAAGACUCAUAUGGGUGAAGGCCCAUGUGGGCCUUGCUGGCAAUGAAGCUGCAGAUGCCCUAGCCAACGAGGCAGCCACCAACCAUGAGGCCAUAGAAGUGAACCUACCAGCUCCAUCCUCCUACCUCAAGUCACAGCUCACACGAGCAACCAUUACAGCCUGGCAACGCGACUGGGACAGCUGCGACACGGGGCGUCGCGCUCACAUUUUUCUACCAAAAGUCUCAACUAGCCGACUCUGCUCCAUACCGCCGCUUACCAGGUUUAUAACAGGGCAUGGGCCCUUUCCCACGUACUACCACAGACAUGGCAUAUCCACCACAGACAUCUGCAUAUGCGGACAAGAAGGCAACCCUAACCACUACCUGUUCGCAUGCCCUCUUACCUCGGCCAUGCACCUUCCAGAGCCUACCACCGAUCUCGAUGCCUUUCUCCGUUUCACGGUUAAAAACCGUGCAGUGGUGAAUAAAAUUUGCCAAAUGGUUAACUACCUAGCCACACAGGGUCAAGACGUCUGUCACCCGACUUAA
This is a messenger RNA of Stegodyphus dumicola, 1230 nucleotides long. RefSeq lists its product as uncharacterized. The record is from RefSeq and is a predicted model, not a curated record. NCBI's taxonomy places the organism in Eukaryota, Metazoa, Arthropoda, Arachnida, Araneae, Eresidae.